Nicotiana tabacum (common tobacco) is the source of this 663-nucleotide messenger RNA. Lineage: Eukaryota; Viridiplantae; Streptophyta; Magnoliopsida; Solanales; Solanaceae. The record is from RefSeq and is a predicted model, not a curated record.
AUGAAGGUUUCUUGUUCACGGAGUCCCCGGUUAGAGAACAAGCAACCAAAGAGAAGACGUUCCUCUACAGCUGGGGGAAAGAAUAAGCGAGCGAAGACUGCUGCCCCUGAGCUAUCUCCGGUGGCGAUGACACCUGGUCCUCCUUCUGGGCCGGCCAUAGACACUGAUGCUCAACCUGUUGAGACAGUCAUACUAACAGAGGAUGAUGUCUCGGCACUUUGGGAAGAAUUUGAUUUGGUAGAUAAUGCCAACUCCCGUUCUCGGGCCCCAAUUAUUGUGCCCGGUACUGCGAGGCAAAGUACCGGGUCCUUGCCGUCUUCGAUUGGCGAGCACCCAACAUCCAAUGCUGCUUUUGACACAGCUGUUUCUCAUUCUUCUACCCUAUCAGCUUCAUCACCAUCUUCUCAAACACCAUCAAGUGCUACAUCACUUCCAUAUUUAUCCACUCUUCCACCAGCAACAUCAUCUCCGGCGGCCGCACCUGACCAUGAAGAAGGUUCUUCUAAUUCCGGUUCCGAGUUUUCAGAAACUGAAGAAGGAUCGGAAGGCGAUGAUGCUGAAUACCAAGCUGGGGAAAAUAUUGAGCCAUCGGUGGAACCAUCUACUACUCCCAGGGAUGCAAAUACUUCUCUUCCUCUUGAUUCUGGAGACGCUGCAGUUUAG